Molecule: messenger RNA, 756 nt
Organism: Varroa destructor (honeybee mite)
Lineage: Eukaryota; Metazoa; Arthropoda; Arachnida; Mesostigmata; Varroidae
Source: RefSeq, a predicted model, not a curated record
AACGCGUUGACGCCGAUGGCUCGUUGUCGUCGAGAAGGAAACUCUGUAAAGAAGGAAAUUUGCUUUAUGCUGUGCCGUCCGGGUCUGGGAUUCUCCGAGGGCCCAUUCGGGGCACACUUUUGGUAUAAAAGCGAACCGGAGUCAGGAACUAGUCGUACUUUAAUGCAGCUAGCUCUCAUCAACACAACAUCAUGUUUGCUUUGUCCGCUCUUGCUUUCAUGGCUAUCGCCUCUCAAGCGUUUGGAGGCAUUGCCUACACCGAUACUUACCAUUUGCCCUACACUUAUUCCUACGGAUACGCUCCGACGUACACGACCUACGCUGCGCCGUACGCGACCACGUAUUCCGCACCCGCCGUGUCAGUACACAAAACCGUCCUUGCGCCGGCUGUCUCGUACAACCCCAUCGUGAAGACAAUUUCAUCGCCCUAUUACGGUUUCGGCUACGGAACCGUUUACGCUCCCCUUGCGAAAAAAUAAAAGAGUGCAAUGUAGCAGAUGCCAAACGGACUUCAAUCCAGACGGGUAUCCGACGAUGAAUACGCCCCGAUGCCUGACUGUCAGUUAGGGUCGUAACGGAAUGAGAGCCACGUUUGUUAAGAGUAUUCUAGUAGGAUGAUUUCGACUGGUUUGGGGACGACUAUUUAUUUGAAGGUCUAACAAAACAGAUCGGGAAAAAGCUUUGUAUUUGUAAAAAAAAUUAGAAGUAAAAUUUUAGUAAGAUCUAAUAAAAAAAAGUAUAGCAUAGUCAAAUUAA